Messenger RNA from Henningerozyma blattae CBS 6284, 2121 nucleotides. RefSeq names its product Rad34p (gene RAD34). Gene Ontology annotation, molecular function: single-stranded DNA binding; damaged DNA binding. The record is from RefSeq and is a predicted model, not a curated record. The transcript has a single exon. The coding region runs from base 1 to 2121 and encodes 706 amino acids. Lineage: Eukaryota; Fungi; Ascomycota; Saccharomycetes; Saccharomycetales; Saccharomycetaceae. Gene Ontology annotation, biological process: nucleotide-excision repair; mismatch repair. Gene Ontology annotation, cellular component: nucleotide-excision repair factor 2 complex; cytoplasm; XPC complex.
AUGACAAAGAGAAGUUUAAAAGGCUCUAAUGUUAAUAGAGAUAAAAUUAAAAAGAGUAAAACGACAAUUGAAAGUCAAUCUAAACCAAUUUUUCAACUCGAAGGGAAAUUCGAGAGUUAUGAUAACAAUGAUGAUGACAAUAAUGAUGAUUAUGUGUAUUAUGAAAGUGAAAGCGCGAGUGAUACUGAGGGAGAAGAUAGCAUCGAUUGGCAAGAUGUCAUCUUAGAAAAUGUAGUUAAGGUAACUUACGAAAACCCUAAACCUAUUCCAACAAAAGAAAAGACACAAUUAAAACAAUACAAGAAAUUAAAAUAUUGUCUAAAUAUUUUUCUAAUACCGUUUUUUCUUAGAGUUUUAAGACAACGAAGUCAUUGGACUAAAGAUGCGAGACUUAAUAGAAGAUUAAAACGAUCUAUACCUAAGCUAAUCGCAAAAAAAUUCUCCAUUUGGAUCAAAAAACGAAAAUCUUUGACUCCUAAUGAACAUGGUAAAAAGACAUUAACAUGCCUUAUUGGAUUAGUAAUGUGGUUUCGAUCUCAUUAUCAAAUUAAUAGUAAUGGAUUCAGGCAAAACUUCAUAAGAUAUCAAUAUUUAAUUAAAUAUGUUCAAGAUAAAACAGUCAAGGAUUAUUCAAAGAUCAAUAAACAUAUCUUGAAUGAUCAACACCAAUUCUAUGGUUCUAGACCUGAAAUAUUGGAAGGUAUUGAAGAUAUUCGGAAGAUGGCUAAAAAUAAAAAGACAAAUAGAGAUAUAUUAGUAAUAUUUUUCAUUAUUAUCUUAAAGAAUUUAAUUCCUGAAUCAAAUAGAUUGAAAAUUGUUUUAUGUUUUGCAUUACCACUACAUGAUUUCAAAAUUUCAUGUUCUGAUCCUUUCAUGGAAAUAGUUAAAAAAAGGCAUGGUUAUGUACCUAAUAAAUUUGAUACUGAUCUAUUACAACCUAAUUUUUGGAUUGAACUUUAUCUUAGUGAGGAUUCAUUGCAAUAUUUUUAUGUGAUCGAUCCAGUGAUUCACGUCCAGAACGGAAAGGAUGUGGUUGUGAAGAAAUAUCAAGUUAAUGAGUUUGUUAACGGGUUUGAACCCAAUAUUCAAUUAGAUAAUAAUUUAACUCAAACAUUCACAACUGUCAUUGGAAUUGAUAUUGAUACCAAUAAUAUUAAAAAUAUCACGUCGAGGUAUGUCAAAAAUGUUAAUUAUCAAUUUUUCAACGAAGAAUUUUUAAAUACAAGCCAGUCACUUACAAUACGUAAAUAUAAUUUUUUACAAUCUCAAUUAAAAAUUUUCAAUCGAGUUCCAAAAUCUACAAAACAUUAUAAUUUAAUGAAACAGAUUUCUGACAAAAAUUAUACUUUACCCAAGAACAUCAAAGAGAUGAAAGCAUCUGAUAAUUUUAUCAUCCCCUCACUUUUAAAACAAAGACAAGUAAUGAAACCUGCUUCUAAUUCUAUAGGAUCAUUCUCAUAUCGAAUAGCUAAUACUGAUAUGAUUAAAAAAGAGCCCGUAUAUUGGAAAAGUGAUAUUCUUCAUUUGAAAAGCGAACAACACUGGAAUAUUCUUGGCAGAACUCUUAAAACAGGUUCAACCCCAUUGAAAUCGAUUAUCCUUAAACCCAAAGGGGAAAACAAGCUACCAAUAAAUGAUUCACCAAUACGAUAUUUAUAUGCAUUUGAACAGACUAUAAAGACACGGCAACUACCCAGUACUUAUAAAACAAGUACAGGAGAAGACUGCAAAAUAAUGGAUGUCAAUUUUUACAAGAACAAAUAUGGAAACGUAGAAAUCUUCCAUAGAGACACCCUACCACAAGGGUUCAAAUUGAUUAAAAUUACUCCCUUCUUAAAACCUAGUAUCCAUUCAUAUAACAAACAAUCAUCGCGAUAUACCUCUCACUCUCGUAUUCGUUACUUAGAUGUAGUAAGUGGGUUUGACUUUAAACAAAAAAAUGGAUUUGCUACGCCCGUAAUAAAGAAUAUUAUGGUUAACGAUCACGAUGAAGCUAUAGUCAAGAGACUUGAAUACCUUGAAGCUCAAACUUCUACUCUUGACGAAUGGGCUACUCUACUAAAGAUGCUACAAAUAAAAGACCAUCUUGAUGGAUCUUAUGGAAGUCUAGCCAAGGAUUAG